Molecule: messenger RNA, 498 nt
Organism: Brugia malayi
Lineage: Eukaryota; Metazoa; Nematoda; Chromadorea; Rhabditida; Onchocercidae
Exons: 4
Coding region: 1-498 (165 amino acids)
Source: RefSeq, a predicted model, not a curated record
AUGUUUGGUACCAUUGGAACAAUAUUUCUCAGUGCUGCAUUACUUGCUGUGGCUUAUGGUGUUAGUACCGAGGAAGAAUCUUCAUUUUUUUCCGCUGAUACCUUAGAUUUCAAUAAUUGGACACGAACAUUACGUGUACUAAAAGAGGAGAAAGAACGUAAACCUAUUGUGUCACCCUGUAUACCAAUGAAAAAUUGCUCAAUUGAUUUGGACUGCAAUGGCGGAAAAUGUUUUGGUAUUGCAGUUGGUACAUGCAACUGUGCUGCAUGCUUGCAAUUUACACCAUGCAAAUCUGAUGCAGAUUGUGGUGGCUUAAGAGGUGCAUGCAGCAAUCAAAAAUAUUGUGACUGUGACAAAGGUUUUAAAUGUGCUGGCUUAAAGGGUAUCUUUGAUGCAUUAUUCAAAAUAUGCAAUCGAAAAGAAUGCAUCCCAAAUUCCACUUCGUGUUUUGGACUACCAUGCAAUACUGGAAUAUGUUCUUGUCCUACUCAACCAUAA